UGGACCAAGUGGAUCGACGUGGACUACCCGGCCCCCGGGCCCCACGGCGGCGACGUGGAAACCUACGACCACAUCAUCAGCAGAGGCGAGACCCUCUGCCGGCGGCACGGGGACAUCGCCAAGCUCGAGUGCCGCGCGGAGAACCACCCCGGCGUGAGCCUCGAUAGGCUGGGCCAGGUGGUGCGGUGCAGCCGCGACGUGGGCCUGGUGUGCAGGAACCGUGACCAGGAGGGAGCCCGCAAGCUGUGCCUCAACUACCAGGUGCGCGUGCUGUGCUGCCGCACCCCCGACGGCUUGCAUGCAACCUCUGGUCCUACAGCAAGCACAACCUCGGGUCAUGCAACCAGGGCAACCUCUGGUCCUAUAACUACUCAUAGCCCUAUUCCGAUUACUAGGACAACCUCUGCUCCUUCAUCUAAAACAACACAUGGUCCAAUAGCCAGCACCACCUCUCAGCAUAAAUUGAAAACGACCCUGGGUCCUAUAACCAGCACAACCUCAGGUCCUUCAUCUGGCACAACCUCUGGUCCUACAGCCAGCACAACCUCAGGUCCUACAACCAGGGCAAUCUCUGGUCCUAUGACUACUCACAGCCCUAUUCCGAUUACUAGGACAACCUCUGCUCCUUCAUCCAAAACAACACAUGGUCCUAUAGCCAGUACCACCUCUCAGCAUAAAUUGAAAACAACCUUGGGUCCUGUAACCAGCACAACCUCUGCUCCCAUACCCAGUGCCACCUCUGGUCCUACAACCAGCACAACCUCACGUCAUACAACCAGUGCCACCUCUGGUCCUACAACCAGCACAACCUCACGUCAUACAACCAGGGCAACCUCUGGUCUGACAGCCAGCACAACCUCAGGUCCUAUGACCAGGGCAACCUCUGGUCCUACAGCAAGCACAGCCUCGGGUCAUGCAACCAGGGCAACCUCUGGUCCUAUAACUACUCAUAGCCCUAUUCCGAUUACUAGCACAACCUCUGCUCCUUCAUCCAAAACAACACAUGGUCCAAUAGCCAGCACCACCUCUCAGCAUAAAUUGAAAACGACCUUAGGUCCUAUAACCAGUGCAACCUCAGGUCCUUCAUCCGGCACAACCUCUGGCCCCACAACCAGUGCAACCUCAGGUCCUUCAUCCGGCACAACCUCUGGCCUCAUAACCAGUGCAACCUCAGGUCCUUCAUCCGGCACAACCUCUGGUCCCACAACCAGGGCAACCUCAGGUCCUUCAUCCGGCACAACCUCUGGCCCCACAACCAGGGCAACCUCGGGUCCUUCAUCCGGCACAACCUCUGGCCCCACAACCAGGGCAACCUCGGGUCCUUCAUCCGGCACAACCUCUGGUCCCACAACCAGGGCAACCUCGGGUCCUUCAUCCGGCACAACCUCUGGUCCUACACACAACCUCAGGUCCUUCAUCUGGCACAACCUCUGGUCCUACAACCAGUGCCACCUCUGGUCCUACAGCCAGCACAACCUCUGGUCCUACAACCAGGGCAACCUCAGGUCCUUCAUCUGGCACAACCUCUGGUCCUACAGCCACCACAACCUCAGGUCCUACAACCAGGGCAAUCUCUGCACAACCUCGGGCCCCAUAACUACUCCCAGUCCUGUCCCCACCACCAGCACAACCUCUGUUCCUGUGACUAGCGCAGCCCACGUCCCUACUCCUGGGACAACCCUCCUCCCACCCAAGACCACGGGCUGCCGGCCCACGUGCACGUGGACCAAGUGGAUCGACGUGGACUACCCGGCCGCCGGGCCCCACGGCGGCGACGUGGAAACCUACGACCACAUCAUCAGCAGAGGCGAGACCCUCUGCCGGGGGCACGGGGGCAUCACCAAGCUCGAGUGCCGCGCGGAGAACCACCCCGGCGUGAGCCUCGACAGGCUGGGCCAGGUGGUGCGGUGCAGCCGUGACGUGGGCCUGGUGUGCAGGAACCGCGACCAGGAGGGAGCCCGCAAGCUGUGCCUCAACUACCAGGUGCGCGUGCUGUGCUGCCGCACCCCCGACGGCUGCCCCGAUAGCCCUGCGACCACCCACACGGCUCCCCCUGCCAAGACGUCACCUCCAGUCCUGUCCAGCUCCACCGUGUCUAGCUCUUCCGUGUCCAGCUCUGCCGUGUCCAGCUCUCCCGUGUCCAGCCCUGCUGUGUCCAGCUCCGUGGCGCCCUCCGCCCCAACCUGCUUCUGCAGCAUAGGCGACCAGCUGUAUCCCUUAGGUAUGUGCACCUCCCUGCAGGGCUGGAUCAAGCGUGCCCCGGCCACGGCUUUGUGGACAGCCACCGAGUUGUGAAGUCUCUGCCCCUUUGUGGCACAGG
This is a messenger RNA of Microcebus murinus (gray mouse lemur), 2320 nucleotides long. Lineage: Eukaryota; Metazoa; Chordata; Mammalia; Primates; Cheirogaleidae. The record is from RefSeq and is a predicted model, not a curated record.